GCAACUCUAAUCCAAGGGUCAAAAUCGCUGACAGAUAGCCUAUAAAUGUGCAAACCCUAAACCCUUGAUACCUCUCUCUCCCCCGCUGUUCCCUGCUUCUAACUGCCUUCAACUUGUGUUGCGGCAGCAGAGCAAAACAGCCCCCACCGCCACCUCCGCCCCCACUCUCGACGGCCGCGCACACAGAAAAAUACUACACACAACCUCAUAUUUUCCUACUACUUAUACAUACAGAAUAUAUAUCUAUCGACUGAGAUGCCUUCUGUUGUUAUGGCUGAAGCUCAAUCCGCCGACAAGAAGAAGAUCAUGAAGAAGUCCGAAGUUGCGGAGAUGGAGCUGGUUGAGGAGAAGUCCGCUGAGAGAAAGAUCAAAAAGGAGAAAAAGUCGAGCAAAAAGACCAAACUGACCUCGGAGCCUGACCUCGAUGGUUCUAAUUCCAAUAUCUCUGUCAAAAUUAAAAAAGAAAAGAAGCGGAAGGCUUUGGAAAUCGACGGCGAUAAUGAGGAGGAGAAGAGCGAUACCAGCUCGGAGAUGGGUGAGCCGAUGAACAGCUUGGCCAAGAAGAAGAAGAAGAUGAAAUUUGAGGACGGACACGAAGAGGAGGAAAAAGAGGAGAACCCCAAUGCUGUCUCCAAUUUCCGAAUUUCGGCGCCGCUCAGGGAUAACUUGAAGGCCAAGGGUAUUGAGGCUCUGUUCCCGAUUCAGGCAAUGACGUUUGAUACCAUUCUUGAUGGUUCCGAUUUGGUGGGACGGGCCCGCACUGGUCAGGGUAAAACUUUGGCCUUUGUGUUACCUAUAUUGGAAUCGUUGACAAAUGGUCCUGCGAAAGCGUCAAGGAAGACUGGAUAUGGAAAGGCGCCUAGUGUUCUUGUUCUUUUACCCACAAGGGAGUUGGCCACACAGGUGGCUGCCGACUUUGAAGUUUAUGGUGGAGCUCUAGGGUUGAGUUGCUGUUGCCUGUAUGGGGGUUCUCCUUAUCAGGCGCAGCAGAAUCAAUUGAAAAGAGGUGUUGACAUAGUUGUUGGCACCCCUGGUCGCAUUAAGGAUCACAUAGAGAGGGGAAAUAUUGACUUCCGUUCCUUAAAGUUCCGAGUGCUUGAUGAGGCUGAUGAAAUGCUGAGGAUGGGUUUUGUUGAGGAUGUUGAGCUUAUCCUAGGCAAGGUAGAGGAUUCUAGCAAAGUGCAAACUCUUCUUUUCAGUGCCACUUUGCCGAUCUGGGUUAAGCAAAUAUCUUCCAAAUUUUUGAAACCAGACAAGAAAACUGCUGACCUUGUUGGUAAUGAGAAAAUGAAAGCCAGCACCAAUGUAAGGCAUUUUGUUCUUCCCUGCUCUGUAUCUGCAAGAGCUCAGCUUAUUCCUGAUAUCAUUCGCUGUUAUAGCAGUGGUGGUCGAACUAUUAUCUUCACAGAGACUAAGGAUUCUGCUUCGACACUUGCGGGUGUGCUUCCUGGAGCACGUGCGUUGCAUGGUGACAUACAACAGUCUACCCGUGAGGUAACUCUUUCUGCGUUCAGAUCGGGCAAAUUUUCUACGCUUGUGGCUACUAAUGUAGCAGCACGAGGGCUAGACAUUGAUGAUGUCCAGUUAAUUAUUCAGUGCGAGCCACCUCGUGAUGUAGAGGCGUACAUUCAUCGGUCUGGAAGAACAGGAAGAGCUGGGAAAAGUGGCAUCGCUGUAAUGCUUUAUGAUCCUAGGAUGUCAAAUUUUUCUAGGAUAGAAAGAGAAUCAGGUGUGAAAUUUGAACGCAUAAGUGCUCCACAGCCAUCUGAUAUAGCUAAAUCAGCUGGUGUUGAAGCUGCAGAAAAAAUCAAUGAGAUUUCUGAUAGUGUGAUUCCGGUAUUCAAAGCUGCUGCUGAAGAGCUACUCAACUCAUCUGAUUUAACCCCAACAGACCUACUUGCUAAGGCAUUGGCCAAUGCUGCUGGUUAUACUGAAAUUAAGAGUCGAUCACUUCUCACUUCAUUGGAGAACCAUGUUACUGUACUUCUCGAGUGUGGAAAGCCCAUCUUCUCACCAUCGUUUGCUUAUGGAGCUUUGAGGAGGUUUUUACCUGAAGAGAAGGUUGAAUCAAUUAAGGGUCUUUCAUUGACAGCAGACGGAAAGGGUGCUGUAUUUGAUGUAGCUGCCGAAGAUCUUGAUACUUUCCUUGCAGGGCAGGAGAAUGCUGCUGGUGUGAGCUUGGAAGUGGUGAAAAUUUUACCAAAUUUGCAAGAAAGAGAGCCAUCAAGAGGAAGAUUUAAUGGUGGCGGUGGUGGCCGUGGCUUUUCAGAUAGGAGAGGUGGUGGCAGGUUUUCUGGUGGUGGUGGGGGAAGAGGUAGAGGAUCAUUUUCUAGAGGUCGUGGCAACAGAAACAGCAAAUGGUGAGCAUUUGCCCGAGUCUACAACCAACCUAUUGGCAGAUGUAAUUGCCCAAGGGGCAUCAAAUUUUGGUGUUGACAACGAAUAAUAUUUAUUAUUAUUGUUUUUUUUUUUGUAUUAGUUUUGCAAAAUGUGGUUCUCGUAAUAUCUUUAUUCCUAUUUUUGGUCCCGUAUGUAGGUUUCUCAUUUAUGGUUUCAUGACUCAAACGCCUCAAUUACAAUAUAUUAAUUAUUUGAGAGUUCAUAAUGAUUUGAUUUUAUAUGAAA
Salvia miltiorrhiza (redroot sage) is the source of this 2625-nucleotide messenger RNA. RefSeq names its product DEAD-box ATP-dependent RNA helicase 7-like. Lineage: Eukaryota; Viridiplantae; Streptophyta; Magnoliopsida; Lamiales; Lamiaceae. Gene Ontology annotation, molecular function: helicase activity; ATP binding; RNA binding. The record is from RefSeq and is a predicted model, not a curated record.